This is a messenger RNA of Fusarium vanettenii 77-13-4, 938 nucleotides long. RefSeq lists its product as uncharacterized. Gene Ontology annotation, molecular function: actin filament binding. Gene Ontology annotation, cellular component: actin cortical patch; F-actin capping protein complex. Gene Ontology annotation, biological process: barbed-end actin filament capping; actin cytoskeleton organization. Bases 1 to 819 code for a protein of 272 amino acids. NCBI's taxonomy places the organism in Eukaryota, Fungi, Ascomycota, Sordariomycetes, Hypocreales, Nectriaceae. The transcript is spliced from 7 exons. The record is from RefSeq and is a predicted model, not a curated record.
AUGUCGGAGAUUGAGACUGUCUCGUCCUUUGUGGAGGGCGCUCCUCCUGGAGAGCUUGCCGACGUCGUCGCAGACAUCAAGGCCCUCGCCAUCUCGUCCCCCGACAUCAUCUCCGACCUCGCGCCCGCCUUCGAAAAGUACAACGAGGAGCAGUUUGUUACGGUGAAGCUGCCCGGCAGCAGCCAGCCAGUCAUUAUCAGCUCCCACAACUCCCUCGGAGACGGACGAUACUACGAUGUUGAGAGCUCCUCCAGCUUCGCCUUCAACCACGCGACGCAGAAAGCUAGCGCCGUGCAAAGCCAUGUCCUCGAGGGCCCUCAAACAGAUCUUGUGAAAUCCACACUGAAGAGCCUCAGCGCCUACGUCAGCGAGCACUUCCCCAAUGCCGCAUACGGAGUCUACCCCAUCCAGUCGGACUCGCAGAUUGCAGUUAUCAUCGUGGGAAACAAAUACAGCCCCAACAACUUCUGGAACGGCCGCUGGAGAUCGCUCUACAUCUUUGACCCUUCGUCCGGAACCCUCGAGGGCUCCAUCAAGGUCGACGUGCACUACUACGAGGACGGAAACGUGCGACUCCUAACCAACAAGCCUGUCUCGGGCUCGAUCCCCUCGGGCAGCGGCGCCGGCGUCAUCAAGGAGAUCUCGUCGACGGAGCGCAAGUACCAGGAGGAACUGAACAAGGGUUUCGUGAGCCUCAGCGAGGGCGCCUUCAAGGGUCUUCGACGACAGCUGCCCGUGACGAGGCAGAAGAUUGAGUGGGAUCGCGUGACGAGCUACAGGCUGGGCCAGGACAUUGGUGGUGGAAGCUCGCGACGAUAGACUGACUGGGUUUCCUGUGUCUGGUUUGGGUGUCGGAUCUGAGAGAUAGAUUUGAAGAUGUAGCAACUCAAAGAGCGUAGAGGACAAGUUUCGAGCAAUUGUUACACUGGUUUAGUUCG